Messenger RNA from Mollisia scopiformis, 1308 nucleotides. RefSeq names its product allantoate permease. Gene Ontology annotation, molecular function: allantoate transmembrane transporter activity; dipeptide transmembrane transporter activity. The coding region runs from base 1 to 1308 and encodes 435 amino acids. The transcript is spliced from 4 exons. Gene Ontology annotation, biological process: dipeptide transport; transmembrane transport; allantoate transport. Lineage: Eukaryota; Fungi; Ascomycota; Leotiomycetes; Helotiales; Mollisiaceae. The record is from RefSeq and is a predicted model, not a curated record. Gene Ontology annotation, cellular component: plasma membrane.
AUGGACAAAAGCGUCAUGGCUCAAAGUUUCAUUUAUGGCCUAGAAGAAUCACUUAAUCUCAAAGGACACGAGUACUCGUGGUGCGGAUCCGCUUUCUAUUUUGGCUAUCUCGCUUUUCAACCCUUCGCUGGCAGACUGCUCAAUUACCUCCCACUGGGCCGCUUCGUCAGUGCAACCGCUCUUUCCUGGGCUAUCAUUCUCCUAUGCACGCCUGGAGCCAAGUCUUUCUCUGGACUCUUCGCCUGCCGCUUCUUUCUCGGCAUGGCAGAAGGUGGUGUAUCACCAGCCUACGUUCUCAUCACCGGGAUGUGGUAUAAGAAAGACGAAAUUCCUCAACGAGUCACGUUUUGGUUCACUGGAAAUGGCGUAGCGAUCAUCAUUCAAGCUCUCGUUAGCUACGGGAUUGGACACAUAAACACGAGUGUCGCGACCUGGAGAUGGUUCUUUAUCAUUUUUGGGAUAUUGGGUUUGGUUUGGGCGGUUGUGCUUUAUCUUUUCAUGCCAGAUUCUCCUUUAACGGCCAAAUUCUUGAACGAGGAAGAGAAAGCCGUAGCUGUCGAACGACUGAGAAACAACCGAACAGGCGUAGCGAACAAGGAGUUCAAAAAGUACCAGCUCAUAGAAGCCUUGAAAGAUCCUCUGGUCUACUACUCAUUCUUCUACGCUAUUUCCUGCGUGGUUCCCAACAGCGGCGUCUCAUUUUUCGGCGCCCAAAUCAUCAAAGGGAUGGGCUUCAACAAUUUCGUCUCUUCAAUCCUUCUCAUGCCUUUCGGACUCUGCGAAACGAUCGCUCUCCUCACCGCUGGCUACGUCACCCGCAACAUCCCCAAUCUCCGCUGCUUAAACCAGUUCCUCUGGUGCGUCCCCGCUGUCUUCGGCGCGGCUUUGGUAUACUGCCUCCCGUCAUCCAAUCGAGCAGGUCGUCUUGCCGGGUUCUACUGCACGGGCUUCUCGAAUGCAGGGCUACCGCUUCAGUUCUCGCUUAUGAGUUCCAAUGUCGCUGGACAUACAAAGAGAAGUGUUGGUAACGCCAUCAUGUUCUUUGGGUACGCGACUGGAUUUAUUAUUGGUCCGCAGUUUUUCUUGUCAAGUGAAGCACCGGUAUAUCCUACAGGCUUCAAAACCAUGAUCAUCACGUUUGGGACAGCGUGUUUGGGACCGGUGGGACUUUGGUUCUAUUUGGGGUGGUUGAAUAGGAGGAGGGAAGCGGCGUUGAGGGAGAGUGGGAAUGAGAAUGUUUAUGCGAGGAAUGAGGAGUUCUUGGAUUUGACAGAUAGGGAGCAGAUUCAUUUUGUCUAUUCGAGGUAA